This is a messenger RNA of Lontra canadensis (Northern American river otter), 1015 nucleotides long. RefSeq names its product rhophilin associated tail protein 1 (gene ROPN1). Lineage: Eukaryota; Metazoa; Chordata; Mammalia; Carnivora; Mustelidae. The record is from RefSeq and is a predicted model, not a curated record. Bases 240 to 878 code for a protein of 212 amino acids. The transcript has 6 exons.
GUCCAGGUUGCCAGGCGAAGGCCAAGCGCUAACAAAGCCCGAUUGGUCCCACCCCACCUCCCCGGUCCCUUGAGCCCGAAGCCGGUACCGUCUUUCCCCGCCCGGGUUCUGCGGCUUUCCCCUCCGCCAAGGGUGCGUGGGACUGGCUCUGUCCCCACACCUCCUGCCUGAGGCCAGACGCGAGGUGUCGCCUCUUAUCAGACAGCCGGUUUGGGAGCGAGCCUCAGGUCGACCAAGCAAUGCCUCAGACAGAUAAGCAAAUAUGCAUCCCCCCGGAGCUGCCGGAAUUGCUGAAGCAAUUCACCAAAGCUGCCAUUCGGACCCAGCCGCAGGAUCUCAUCCAGUGGGCUGCAGAUUAUUUCGGGGCUAUGUCCCGUGGAGAGAUUCCUCCAGUGAGAGAGCGGUCUGAGCGAGUGGCUUUGUCUAACUGGGCAGAACUUACACCUGAGCUGCUAAAGAUCCUGCAUUCUCGGGUUGCUGGAAGACUGAUUAUCCACGCAGAUGAGCUGGCCCAGAUGUGGAAGGUGCUGAGUCUCCCAACAGACCUGUUUAAUAGUGUGAUGAAUGUGGGCCGUUUCACGGAGGAGAUCGAGUGGCUGAAGUUUUUAGCUCUUGCUUGCAGUUCUCUUGGAGUCACCAUUGCCAAAACCCUCAAGAUAGUGUGCGAGGUGUUAUCAUCUGACCAUGACAGUGGACCUCCCCGGAUCCCAUUUAGCACCUUCCAGUUUCUCUACACAUAUAUUGCUGAGGUGGACGGGGAGAUCUCUGCCUCACAUGUCAGCCGAAUGCUGAACUACAUUGAACAGGAAGUAAUUGGUCCUGAUGGUUUAAUCAAAGUCAAUGACUUUACCCAAAACCCCAGGGUUCGGCUGGAGUAAAAGCACAGUUUGGGCCAUUUUAAAGGAAGAUAACAGAGUUGAUUGUGCUUCAGAACGACUGAACCCCACGCAUCAUCUAAUGUCAAUUUUCUUGUACAACUGGUCCACACCAAUAAACAAUUAAGCAAACCUAUGAA